Molecule: messenger RNA, 3105 nt
Organism: Pocillopora meandrina
Lineage: Eukaryota; Metazoa; Cnidaria; Anthozoa; Scleractinia; Pocilloporidae
Source: the annotation of a GenBank genome assembly
UCUUGGCAAAGCAAACAUCGUCCGUCACUUCUGGCACAAUCUGUCACCAAAACUCGACAAACUUUUGGUAAGAGAUUUGAAGAACGUUAACGUUGUUUUAACAUUGAACACAUUCACCUCAUUUCUUUUUACCUGUGCGUAAAAUCAUAAGUGGUUAAAAAUGAUGUGAAAUAUACAAAGCAUUUUUAAGAUGUAACUGGUCAGUGUUACCAAAAGAAUUGAAUGGGAGAUGUGUAGUAAUAUCUUCAGAAAAAAGUUUUUAAAUUUGACUUUUCAAAAAUAGAAAGAACAUUAAAACAGAAAAAAAAACUUCAAGAAUGUUUUACGGAUAAACUCUGAAAUCAGUUAAUUAACCAGUUACCGUUGUCAUUCGGUGAGAGCGCGGAUACCUUUGGUUCUGUUCGUUUUUUUAUCGGUUGAUUUGGAAGUUUUAGACAUCACUUGCUAGAGAUUGAAUGAACACUUGUUAAUUUUCGGUAUUUCUGCAUCAGAGAUACAUGAUAAAAAUUUCCAUCAUUAAUACUACUACAGAGUCAUUUCUGAUUCAUUCAAAUUGAAAACUACCAGAAUAAGAAUUUCACGUUAGUGAUUUGGUUAUCUAAAACAGAUCUCUUUUUCACCUCUUCAUUACUUUACUUUCCUAUGCAGGAUUUCCUUUAGAGAAUGUGGUCUUGUUAUCUCUUGCUUGCCAUUGCAGCAGUUGAUGGAGGUAAAGGAGAUUCCUUUUUGAAUGAUGAAGCUUAAAUUCGGCAAUUUUCUUCUGUGUAACUGAUCGAUUUUUCACUAUUCCGUAUGUCAGGGGUGUCUCAGGGGUAUGACCAGAUUGAUUAUAAUAUGUCCGUGCCGUUGCAAGGGGAAAGUUUUGUUUAUCGGAAACAAAUAAAGCAAAAAAUCCAUAGGAUAGGUUACUAAAACGAAAUCUAAGUAAGGCUACAGAUGUAGAGAACCAAUAGAUCUCCAAAUAUUUUGAGCCCGUUGUUUGAGUUAAAACAAAAUUUAUCCAGUCAUAUUAAUGAGCCGUCCUGAUUUUUUGGAACAGAACUACCGCGAGCAGGGGAAAGUAUGCUACAUCAAUGCUUAGUUGAGUCAUAAUUAUUUGCCUUGACUUCGCCUAUUUUCUUUCAGCGUUUACCGACGAAGAAAAACAGGGUUUAGCAAAGCACAAUGAAUUCCGACAAGUACAUGAAGCUGCUGCUAUGACACUGGACAGACAAAUGUGUGAUGAGGCGAAACAGUAUGCUCAGACGCUUGCAGUUAUGGGUAGCCUGGUACAUUCGCCGGGCAGAUACAGAGCUGGACAGGGAGAGAAUCUUGCCGUGGGAUGUUCAACAGACGCUCCACAAACCAUAGAGCAAGCCGUGACAAAUUGGUGAGGUUAUAUUUCGCUUUCUUCCUGCGCGGAAAAUUCUAUUAUGUGUAAUAUUCAACUUUGGCUUUUGAGAAUAAGCUCACGAGGCUAUCCUACACAAUGAUGUCAUUUGCUGACAAUUUACCCCCAAACCUCGCUUUCACUACAUUCUUCCCGAAUCUUUGCUAAGUUCUUAUCGUUCGCUUAUGGGUGUUCCUUUGAUUUUUGGCUCUAUUCCCCAUAAACAGAGAAAGUAACGAUGUUGGUCAUUAAUUAUUUUUUUUAUUUCAGUGUUUGGGAAUGCUUUUUCUUUUGAAUUACAUUUUACCUGUUCGCUCCUUGAGGGUGAGACGUAGAGGGUGGAAUUUUAUAUUUCAACGUAAAAAUACACCAGGCCUACUUCCACUAAUCUUGUUACAAUUCUUUUCUUAGAAAUAGGGUGUAGUAACCCUGACUAUUUCUGAAUGAUCUGAUUCGAAAUACUUAAGAGCAACCACCCUUCCAAACAAGACAUCUGAAACAAAUAUCGGAUAUAUUUGGCGCUCUGCAAUAGCGGCGCGUACACAACCCAAGCAGUCCAUACCACUAACGUUCAAUCCAGUUUCUUUCUGUAACCCUCAUUGAUGUCACUUCAUGGUACGGUUAAUAACCUGAUACCUUGUAAUAUGCUUAUGGGAAUCCAUUGUAACUUCUUCAUUGGUUAAGACAGGCAUCGCCGGAACCAAAACUAUUUGCGUUUCUUUUCCUUUUUGCUCUUUGUUUCUUACUGUUAUCCAAUUACUCUGCUUCUAUUCUUGUUAUAGUCUUCCACCAACUCCUAGACACAAUUUUUGCUGAGGCAGACUGAAGGGUACAAAAGAAUUCAUAAUAUUUGAGCCUUGUCACACCUUUCUGGCACGCUUCCUUCUCAUGAGAGACCAGGACAGAAUUUCCCCUAACAUCAUCAAUACAAUAUCAAGCAGAAAACGGCGUAAAAAGGAACAGAUGAAAGAGAAAAUAAAUAUGGGUUUCACGAAUAUAAAAUAUUCGUAUUAUUUGAAUACUCGACGUAGGGGUACAAUUGCUUGAAUUAAAACUGCGGGGACAAUUUCGAAAAAAUCGGAACACCAAGGGUUGCUAAUCAUGGACGGUACUCUCCGCCGUGUGUUUCGUGAAGAGUGAAGCCAAAGCAGUCAAAGUAAUGCCCAAGACGUUGCUAUGACUGCUGGUUUUUCUUUUCCUUUAUUUUUUGUUCUCUCUAUUUAGUCUCAUUGUUUUCCAGGUACAACGAGGUCUGUUCUCCGGGAUACGAUUUUACCAGCCCAUCCUUCUCUGCUGGAACAGGCCACUUUACACAGGUAGUUUGGAAAGGCAGCACUGUUCUUGGAAUCGGACGGGCAGAGGGUACAAUACGGGGAAUGAAAUGUGCAUAUACUGUGGCCAGGUAUAGACCAGCUGGAAACUUGAUGGGGGUAUUUGCCCAAAAUGUUGUGGUUGGUUCCUUUGAUAGUGACAGCUACUGUGCAUCAGUUUCAAGUAAAAGACGAAGGUUCUUUGACAAGUAUAGAAAUACAGGCAAGGUGAAUGGUACCAGAGCUCCAACCUUUAAAACGGGACCAGCUGAGAGUCGUGCCCAGCAGGUUGAGUUAUUGAAAAGCAAGAAGAAAACUGUUUCGCACAAGUACAAUAAAUGAGUCUGUGAAGAAAAAAAGUAUAUAUAUUGACAUUAGUGAUUGUCAUGAUUAUUAAAUAAAGAGUUGAUUAAAAGAUAAAACCAC